AUGUUUGUAUACGAGCCAUUGAAUGAACCUACUGCGAUCAGGGUUGUGGUGAUUGAGCCUGGCAACUGGUCUGAUCCUAUGCGAUGCCAGCUCCGACAUAGAAUUUCUCGCGCUCCUUUCGCCUACAAAGCUCUUUCCUAUGUUUGGGGAGCAAGGUCUGUCACGCGUCGUAUCUCGGUCAAUGACCAGCGGUUCGACGUCACCAUUAAUCUGGCAUGGGCGCUACAAAACCUUAGGGAGGAAGAGGAGGAAUGCAUAAAUCAACAUGAUCAUAGAGAGCGAGGUCAUCAGGUGUCAAUGAUGCGCGAUAUCUACGCAGGCGCCGAAGAAGUUGUUCUGUUCCUGGGUGAUGGCACUGCGCAUCGCAUAGAGCGCUCUCUCUUCGACCGCCCUCCCCAACGCAAGAUCCAGUUCGGUAGUACCGAAGAAAGCAACAGCGCUAUCUUCAGCGAGUUCGCCCAAUCCUUCGAGAUUUUGCCUCGUCGAGCUGAGUCAAAGUCGUUCUGCGCCAUCAUGUUCAUAUACCUGUUAGCACAAUCACUCGAAUCCGAGAAGGCAAGUGGCAUCUUCAGCAAACUACGCGACGCAGGCGAUACAUGCUGUUGCAGCUAUUUCGAGAUCCUUCGGCAACUACUUAUGUCUCCCUGGUGGUACCGCAUCUGGGUUGUGCAAGAAGCCGCGGUGGCUGUUCGAAUUAGAGUUCUAUAUGGGAAUGUCUCCGCAACAUGGGACGUGUUUGAAAGAGCGAUGCUCAGUUGGCGAUCCUCAUCCACAGUAACACAGCUUCUGGGAUCUGAAUGGGAAGGUCUGAAAUUGCUACUUGUGGAAAAGGUCGAAGGUGUUCAGAUGUCACGAGCGCCUUUGACUCGAAGAUCAAGACCAACCUUGUUAUCUCUCCUACAUCGAUUUUCAAGUCGAAAGGCUAGUGACGAGCGGGAUAAGAUCUAUGCUCUCCUAGGUCUAGCAGGCGAUAAAGAGAUCAUCGACGCGGAUUACACUCGUGAUACACUGACGACAUACCGCGCUCUCUUUUUCAGCGUGGUCGACAAGUACGGCUCGUUGACUCCAUGGGUAGGCGACAUGAUGCGCAAGAACAGCGGCAACAUCCCAUCCUGGAUCCCUGACUGGAGUAGUGAGUUCGGAUUUGAAGCCGCAGAUCUUCGACGAUUCCCGUUGCAAGAUGUCUACAAGGCUUGUGGCCAAUGGAAACUCAAGGUUGUUGAAUCUGAAAAGGAGUUCUGGUAUUUUGUGGACGACCAAUUGAGCGAACUGAUUGAGAGCCUGUGGGAAAGCGAAGCUGGUUCGAACCCAUAUCGUCUCUCUCGCCAGUCGUUAGCGGAUCUAUUCCAGCUCAAAAUGUUUGCAUCGAGGUGCGCUCCUGAACCAUUUUGUCAAAGGAUACUAACCAAAUCUGGCAUCAUUGGACAGGCCACGAGCGGCGAGGAAGCCGUUACCGUGGGUAGUAUAGUACUACCAAACGUGGCCUGCCGGACCUCGGUUAUUAUACGAGAUGCGCGGUCACGAACAUCCCAACUUUUGAACUCUUUUCUCUCAGGUAACGGGUAUGUCUUGAAGCGGCCGGCAGGAGAUGGUGCAGAAAGGGAACAAAGAAACAUGAUUGCCGAAUCUCAGCAGCUCGCAACAGUGAGCUGGUGCGGCCAACGGCUCACCACAUGGUCGGAUACAGAGUCAGCAUUUGGAACCCUUCGAGAUUGGGUUUCUCACAUCAACGACGAUUCACUGGGAGUCUUGAUAGGAGGUCUCUGGCCCAAAGACUCUGAUACCUACGAACGAAUCACCCCGGCUCAAUACGGCAAGGCCUUGCACUGGUACACUUACUCCCUACUUCCAAAGGUGAACGGUGAUACAGUCCCACCGGCUGCAAACGACACAGAUGAGAAGACGCAAUGGUCCUUGCAUAAAGUAAUGCGCCUCGUGACCGAAGGUCGAAAACUGUUUCGAACUGGCUCGGGCGGGCUGGGGCUUGGGCCUGGAUCCAUGCAAGUCGGUGAUGAAGUACACGUCCUGCCCGGAGGUAAUGUUCACUAUUUGCUGCGGCGGCGAACAAACGAGUCUCCGUCCUGUCCAAUAUAUGGUCUCGUAGGUGACUGUUACUGGAACCAGAACCAUCAGCCAGUCCACACAGAGCCAACUACCAUGGCAGAGAGGCGCAGAAUCCGCGGCGGAAUUCCUCGAGUACUCUUGGAUGCGAUUGACAGGCGAUAUGGGCGUAAUCCCCGACCUCGCUAUGCCUCGGAAACCGCUGAAGAUCCAGAGCCCUUGGAAGAUCAGAGGAGCACCAUCAUGAUCCGAUAA
Molecule: messenger RNA, 2316 nt
Organism: Thyridium curvatum
Lineage: Eukaryota; Fungi; Ascomycota; Sordariomycetes; Thyridiales; Thyridiaceae
Exons: 2
Coding region: 1-2316 (771 amino acids)
Source: RefSeq, a predicted model, not a curated record